Messenger RNA from Danaus chrysippus (African queen), 720 nucleotides. Lineage: Eukaryota; Metazoa; Arthropoda; Insecta; Lepidoptera; Nymphalidae. The record is from the annotation of a GenBank genome assembly.
AUGGCUCUCGUAUUAAGGAAAGCGGUUAUGCCGAAGAAUGUAUCCCUCCUGAAAUGCAUUAAAGGCCGACCCUUGGCAACAGCUUCAAAUAAGAAAAAUGCUGCCCCAUUGUUGGCGCUGAGAGGAGCGGCGUUCGGCUCGCGGUUAGCGCUCUGCUGUGGUGACAAUAAACUGCAAGUGCGCUGCUUCGCUGACAAAGCCCCAAAAAAAGAAACGACAUGUGGCUGCCCCUGUGGCCCCUGUGGCCCCUGUGGACCUUGCGGCCCAUGCGGGCCCUGCGGCCCGUGCGGCCCGUGUGGCCCCUGCGGACCCUGUCGGUGUCCUUGUCCCUGCGGACCCUGUGGACCGUGUGGACCUUGUGGGCCUUGUGGGCCCUGUGGUCCUUGUGGACCCUGCGGACCUUGCGGGCCAUGCGGACCUUGUGGCCCCUGUGGACCGUGUCGCUGCCCCUGUCCUUGCGGACCCUGUGGGCCCUGCGGGCCGUGUGGGCCCUGUGGACCAUGUCCAUGUCCAUGCCCACCAAAAUGUCCGCCACCUAAAAAAUGCGAGGGUGGCGUGUGUCCCAUGUGCGGCAGUCAACCUCUGGCAGCAGCACAAGCAAUAGCUGCAGCGGGAGCGGCGCCGCCGACACGAGAAGGAAAAAUACACGAACCGUUUAUGAAGUUGGAAAUCAAAGAAAAGAGUCCACGACCAUCUAAUACAAUAAAAAUGCAACCCUAA